AAGUGACUAGACAAAUUUCUUUAGCCAACUACAGAUAUAUCAUAACCCAUAUAAAUUUUUACUUAAAAAUCAUACGUAAAACCUACUAAACUUAAAAAUCCAGGGACUACAAUAAAACAAAGACAAUUAAAAACGUGUAACUGAAUUAAUAAAAUGUUCAAAGAGUGAAAGAAGAACUAAAGUAAAUCCAACAAAAAAAACAGUAAAAGUACAAAAAAAGACAAAACGACCAAGCAAUAUUCCAAUCAAUUCCUGCAACAAGAAAAAAAAUGUUCUUUAAAUAUUACUUUUUAAUUUUUCUGAUUUGUGUGCUGCAUCAUUACAUUGCUCCUGUCGCCAGCAAUGCUUUGCGUCCCGGUUCUGGUCUAUCUUUGUCGCUGCACAAUUGCAACAAAGAUAAGUUGUUUCAAUUUCCGGAUUUCAAUGCCAUCACAGACUUAAAUGUUCAUCAUUGCUAUAUACCCACCUUGGAGAAUGCAUUUUUCAUACGCUUCACUGCCCUUACCAAUUUGGAAAUCACCGACAGUCAACUGUCGUUUUUGGAAGAUUAUGCAUUUCAUGGCUUAAAACAUUUGCGUUCAUUAUCUUUGGCUCAUAAUAAUUUAACUCAUGUUAAAUCAUGGUCCAACGAACAAAUGUCCUCGUUAAUAAGUUUGGAUUUAAAACGCAACGCUAUAAGGCAACUUACUCUAAAGAGUUUUUCGCGUUAUCCCAAUUUACAGCGUUUAAAUUUGUUGGGUAAUCUUUUGGAAGACAUCGAUGAUGGUAUAUUUCGUUGGAUGCCUCAUUUAAAAUAUUUAAAUUUGGGUAGAAAUCGUUUAAUCGCUUUGGAGAAUCGCAACUUUCAUGGCAUGCAUCGUCUGUCGUAUUUGGCUUUGCAUUUUAAUGCUAUCGAAGAUAUUGAGGAUGAAUCGUUUGGCACUAACUCCCACUUGAGGACAUUACGUUUGGAGGGGAAUAAAUUAACGGAUUUGGAUUUUUUGAAAGUUAAAAGUUUAACGCGUUUGCAGCAUUUGAAUUUGUCAUUCAAUGAGUUGGCAACACUGGAUGACAUGACUUUUUCAAAGGAUUUUGAAAUUGUUGAUUUGGAUUUAUCCUAUAACCGUUUAAUGGAAAUACAAGAGGAUGUUUUUCUCGGCUUGGAAGCAUUGGUGAACCUUAACAUCAGUCACAACUCCAUACGCCACAUUGCACCCAAAACAUUCGAUGAGCUACCUAGUCUGGAAUUUCUUGAGCUAAAUCACAAUGAGUUAUCUCAUUUACAUGCUGACAUUUUUAAUGUUACCAGUCAACUGCAAAGCAUUAAUUUAUCACAUAACAAACUCAGCAGCAUCGAUCCAACACUCUUCUCUUCGUUGGUAUAUUUAAAAUCGUUGGAUUUAUCACAAAAUCAAUUGUCUAAUGAUGACUUUAUCGAAAAUCUGGCCUUAGAGUUACAAUGUCAUGAAUUACGUUUAAAUCUCAGUGAUAAUCACUAUCGUAUUGUUAACAUUUCAUCACUGUUGACAUUCGAACAAGUGGAGUUGGCCGGCAAUUGGUGGAGUUGUAAAUGGUUGAUAAAGGAAAUGUUGAAAAUACCCAAAUCAAUUAAUUUUGGUCGCACUUAUGCCGUACACACCGAUUGGAGUUUGGCUAUGUUGGACACGAAAGGUAUUAACUGUUAUGAUGAGGAUUCGAAAAGGAACAUAAUUAUUUUGGAUACUAGCAGGGUGUGGGAGCAGAAAUUUGAACAGAUGAAGUGUUCGCAGCCUUCAAAUCUUGAGGUGCAACCCUCUCCACCGCCUCUUAAUUGGCCACGCAUUAAAUUGGACCGUUUUGACUCUCGCUCGGUGGUUAUUUGGAUGUUGAUUGCUAUAGCCAUAGCCUUCUCUGCUUUGAGAAUUGGCCGUAAAUUGGUGGACCAAAAGGAGAGACAAAAAAGUUAAGAGAAUUAAGGGAAAAGCAAAAGGGACAAUUCGAAAAGGAGAGUUUAACAAAAUGCUUUGAGGAUGCUGAUAUCGAUAGUCCUCAGAGUUCAGAAGAUACACUAAAUAAUUUAAAAAAAUAAGUUAAAGUUAGUAUUUAGAUUUUUAAAAGUAUUUAUUACGAAGAAAACUUUCGAUAAAGAAAAUAGACUUAAAUAAAGAAAAUUUUAGGAAUUAAUUAAGAUCCCUAGAUCCGCAAAAACAA
This is a messenger RNA of Lucilia sericata (common green bottle fly), 2169 nucleotides long. Its product is annotated as leucine-rich repeat-containing G-protein coupled receptor 4. The transcript has 5 exons. Gene Ontology annotation, cellular component: extracellular matrix. Gene Ontology annotation, molecular function: protein binding. Bases 270 to 1925 code for a protein of 551 amino acids. The record is from RefSeq and is a predicted model, not a curated record. Lineage: Eukaryota; Metazoa; Arthropoda; Insecta; Diptera; Calliphoridae.